This is a messenger RNA of Podospora bellae-mahoneyi, 1056 nucleotides long. RefSeq lists its product as uncharacterized. The record is from RefSeq and is a predicted model, not a curated record. Lineage: Eukaryota; Fungi; Ascomycota; Sordariomycetes; Sordariales; Podosporaceae. The coding region runs from base 1 to 1056 and encodes 351 amino acids. The transcript has 2 exons.
AUGUUCCAAAUCAUCCCCCGCCAUGUGAUAACCCGACGAGUGGUGCCCCUCACCGUGAGGGGAACAGCACCACGCCUCACUCCUCUCUAUCGCCAAACCCCCCUUCGUUACUACAGUGAAAAGAAGGACUCUGACAAACUUAAUCAAGAGCCAAAGAAAGAGGCCACCGAUCCCAGCACCACCACUACCACCACCAAGCAAGACGACAUCCUCUCCCUCCGUCAAAAACUUCACAAAACCAACACCUGGCACGAAGCCGACCAACUCCGGAAACAGAUCCGAAAACAUGAGGAAGAAGUGACAGAAACACCAACCACAUCAGCGACACCAGUGACUCCAGCCACAUCAGCAACAACAGCAACACCAGCGACACCAGCGACACCAGCGACACCAGCGACACCAGCGACACCAGCGACACCAGCAACCCCAGCAACCCCAGCACCAGCAACAUCAGCAACACUAGCAAAACCAGCAACACCAACGACACCAACAACCCCCGCCCAAGCCGUCAACCCCCCAGCCCAACCCCCAAUCGACCUUCUCCUAAAACAACAGCUCUCCCUCCACCUAUCCCGCCUCAUCCAAGAAUCAACAGACCAAACCCUCCAAAAACUCGCCCCCCUCACCAACCCCACCACCACUCCAGGCAUCGUCAAUACCCUCAAAAGAAUCGAAAGAAGAGCCUGGGCCUGGAGGAUCUUCCUCCUCACUGCCGCCCUGGCCGGGACUGUAGUCCUAAUCCCCGAGCACGAAAGGGAGUACUACAUCUACCGCUUCAACGACGCGUGCGAAGAGGUGAAGGGGUGGUUUGACGAGGAGGUGAGAGAGGCCAGGAGGAAGAAGAGGGAGGAGCAAGAGCUGGAACAGGGGAGGGGUGUUAUCGAGGCGUUGACGAGGAGCGACAUCAAGGUUGAGGCUUACCCUUCGCGAGAUGAUCAGCGUCUGUCCAUCCUGUCAAAGUUCUUGUUUGUCCUGUUUUGGUGCUUUUGCUGGUCGGGGGGUUUUACCGGGUUGGUGCUCCCGGGGAGGGUGUUCAGGGGUGGGAAGGUUGAGUAA